Molecule: messenger RNA, 1622 nt
Organism: Prunus dulcis (almond)
Lineage: Eukaryota; Viridiplantae; Streptophyta; Magnoliopsida; Rosales; Rosaceae
Product: DNA excision repair protein ERCC-1
Exons: 9
Coding region: 68-1264 (398 amino acids)
Biological process (GO): meiotic mismatch repair; UV-damage excision repair; nucleotide-excision repair
Cellular component (GO): nucleus; nucleotide-excision repair factor 1 complex; ERCC4-ERCC1 complex
Molecular function (GO): single-stranded DNA binding; damaged DNA binding
Source: RefSeq, a predicted model, not a curated record
CCUACACAAAUCCGUCAACGUACUCAAAGAAAGAGAAGCGGCAUCAGAGAGAGGGAGAGAGAGAGACAUGGAAGACGAACACAGAGGGCAAAACCCAGAGUCAGACCAAAACAAAAACAAGAAGAAGACAGUGAUAAAAAUACCUUCUUUUCAAGAAGUUCUUGAGAGUUCACAGUCAAAAUCAACCUCACUGUCUCUGUUCACUCCUUCACAGAGCUUUUCUCAAGCCUUUGCCUUCGUCAAGUCCUCUGAGUUCUACUCGCCUCCUCCUCCCCCUGCCACCUCCUCGCAACCCCUACAGGCCUCAGACACCGGUAAUUCAAGCAAAACUGGUCAAUCUGAUGUUCCAUCAUCAUCUGCUCCUACGAAUGCUGUUGCAUCAUCAUCAUCACCUGCUCAGCGUCGCAAUGCAAUUAUUGUGAGCCACAGACAGAAGGGAAAUCCCUUGCUCAAACAUAUUAGAAAUGUGAGGUGGGAGUUUGCAGAUAUUGUUUGUGACUACUUACUUGGACAAAGCUCAUGUGCUCUCUAUCUAAGUCUUCGGUAUCAUCUGCUGCAUCCAGAUUACCUAUAUUACCGUAUAAGAGAAUUGCAAAAGAAUUUCAAGCUUCGUGUUGUUCUUUGCCAUAUUGAUGUGGAGGAUGUAGUUAAGCCUUUACUUGAAGUUACUAAAACUGCUCUGCUUCAUGAAUGCACCCUAUUAUGCGGUUGGAGCUUGGAGGAAUGUGGUCGCUACUUGGAGACCAUAAAAGUUUAUGAAAACAAGCCUGCUGACAUUAUUCAAGGUCAAAUGGAUACAGACUAUUUAUCACGGCUAAAUCACGCGUUAACGACAGUUCGACAUGUUAACAAGACUGAUGUUGUCACCCUUGGUACUACGUUUGGGUCUCUUUCUCAUAUCAUGGAUGUUUCGAUGGAAGAUCUAGCUCGUUGCCCUGGGAUUGGAGAGCGCAAGGUAAAACGUUUGUAUGAUACAUUUCACGAACCAUUUAAGCGUGUGGUUGCCAGCCGCCCUGCUGUUCCAGAAACCUCUGCCCCAAGCAAUGCUGAACCUGGUUCAGUGGAUGAAGAAGAUAAAGAAGCGGAGGAAACAGAAGACGAAAGCAAACGCAGGAAGAAAGAACCAGAAUUGACUGUUAAGUCAGCCUUGUCUGUUGCCUUUUCCAAAUAUGCUGAUAAAGUUAAUAAAAAGAACAGCAAGACACAAAGAGAGGAAAAAGGAGAAACAAGUGCUGCCAUGGAAGCUGAAACUGAAAAGAGAUGAGAUCGAAGUGAUCAGUAACUUGUCCCAUUCUAUGCCAUUGGUAAGAAGAUGGCCAGCUUCAUAGACUAGUGCAUUAACAAGUUUAGUUGCUGUAGCUCUCUAUUUGUGGGUUACAGUUCUGUUUUUGAGACCAUAAAAGAUCACGGUUAAGAAACUAUUACACAGACGCCCUUCUUGUGUAUCCAUCUUUGAAGUUAAGUGGUCUCUUCUCUUUUGUAACUUGGGUUUAGCUGUGUCAAAUCUUUUAUUUGUAUUUCUUGUGAAAUGAUCUUUUGGGUUAUGGGUAAGCCAAAUGCCAUGGGUAAUGAACUAUGGUUGCUUCAAUCGUACUAAUUUAAUCAUAUCAAGUUUAUGUUUU